This is a messenger RNA of Syngnathoides biaculeatus (alligator pipefish), 5389 nucleotides long. It is a transcript of the gene dpp9, whose product is annotated as dipeptidyl-peptidase 9. The transcript is spliced from 21 exons. The record is from RefSeq and is a predicted model, not a curated record. The coding region runs from base 269 to 2926 and encodes 885 amino acids. Gene Ontology annotation, biological process: proteolysis. NCBI's taxonomy places the organism in Eukaryota, Metazoa, Chordata, Actinopteri, Syngnathiformes, Syngnathidae. Gene Ontology annotation, molecular function: serine-type peptidase activity; dipeptidyl-peptidase activity.
CACGCGGGGAUUAGUGACGCCAACACUGAUGACCCCAUCGGGAGUGGCACCGUGCGUUCCCGAAACUAUUCCGGGAGUGUACACGACCCACCCGAGCAAGCGUUACUCCGCCUUUCCGUUCUGUAAGCAAGCUACAUUUUUGUGUGGCCACUCUGGGCAAUGGCUACAACCUUUAGCUGUUUAAAAAUAUUGACAACAAGCUAGUAAAGCCUCCUACUCGGUUAAAAAACAACGGGUAGUUUGGCUUUGAGAGGCUUUUGACCGGUGAAUGCAUAGAGUCAAGAAGGUCAAGCUUUGCGAGACAAAAGAGGGUAUUUGGAAAAGCUGUGUUACAGUUAGGAUGACGGCUGUGGACGGCCUAUCGGACAGCACAGAGGUGGUGGAGAUGGAGGACGUCCCCUCUCAGUUUUUUGUGGAGAAACACUCGUGGGAAGGACUCCGGGACAUCAUCCACUGUAGCAGAAAAUACUCGGGCAUGAUUGCCAACAAGGCUCCCCACGACUUCCAGUUUGUGCAGAAGAAGGAUGAAAAUGCUCCCCAUUCCAACCGGUUAUAUUACCUCGGGAUGCCUUAUGGAAGCAGAGAGAACUCCUUGCUCUAUUCAGAAAUCCCAAAGAAGAUCCGCAAAGAGGCUCUCUUGGUCUUGUCAUGGAAACAAAUGCUUGAUCACUUCCAGGCGACGCCACACCAAGGGGCCUACUCACGAGAAGAAGAACUGCUGAGGGAGCGUAAACGUCUUGGAGCAUUUGGAAUCACCUCUUAUGACUACCACACACAAACGGGCCUGUUCCUCUUCCAGGCUAGCAAUAGCCUGUUUUACUGUCGGGACGGAGGCAACAAUGGCUUCAUUCAGUCCGCUCCGGUAAAGCCUGUGGAGAUCAAGACCCAGUGCUCGGGCACCCGAAUGGACCCAAAAAUCUGCCCGGGAAACCCCGACUUCAUAGCCUUCGUCAACAAUAAUGACCUGUGGAUAGCUAACAUUAAGACUGGAGAGGAAAAGAGACUAACCUAUUGUCACAAAGGUGUGGAUAAUGUUAAAGAAGACCCCAAGUCUGCAGGUGUAGCAACAUUUGUCAUCCAAGAAGAGUUUGAUCGUUUUACUGGCUACUGGUGGAAUCCCUCAGCAGAAGAAGACUCAAGUGGGGGGAAAACAGUAUAUCUGCUUUAUGAGGAGGUAGAUGAGACAGAAGUAGAAAUUAUUCAUGUUCCAUCUCCAGCACUGGAAGAGCGCAAAGCAGAUGCAUACAGAUACCCCCGCACAGGUAGCAAAAAUCCACAGGCAACACUUAAAUUAGCAGAGAUCAAGACAGAUCAUCAAGGAAGAAUUGUGAGCAUGCAAGAUAAAGAACUGGUAGUCCCCUUCAUGUCUUUAUUUCCUGGGACAGAAUACAUCGCUAGAGUAGGAUGGACAAGUGACGGCAAAUAUGGCUGGGCAGUUUUGCUGGACCGCAGUCAGAGGAAAUUGCAGCUGGUCUUGCUACCUCCCGCUCUCUUCAUUCCGGUCACAGAUGAUCCGGUUCAGAGGCAGACCAAUCUGGAGGAAGUCCCCAUCAACACACAACCAUAUAUUGUCUAUGAAGAGACCACCGACGUCUGGAUUAAUGUCCAUGAUAUAUUUUAUCCAUUUAUUCAAACGUCAGAAGAAGAGUUUAUUUUCAUUUGGAUCAAUGAGUCCAAAACAGGUUUUAGUCAUCUGUAUAAAAUCACGUCCCUCUUACAACCUAGCUGCUACAAUUGGACAGAUGAUUACCAACACAUAGAAGGGCAAUUUAAAUGUGCAAUCAAAGAGGAAGUUGCAUUGACGAGUGGGGAAUGGGAGGUGCUUGCUCGGCAUGGGUCAAAGAUCUGGGUGAAUGAGAUUACAAAAUUGGUGUAUUUCCAAGGCACCAGAGACACUCCACUGGAGCAUCAUCUUUAUGUGGUCAGCUAUGACUCACCGGGAGAUGUGGUCAGACUAACCAAGCCUGGCUUCUCUCAUAGCUGCUCCGUUAGUCAAAACUUUGACUUUUUUGUCAGUCACUACAGUAAUGUGAGCACUCCUCCUUGUGUUCAUGUCUACAAACUGAGCAGCUCAGAAGGUGACCUGUUACAAAUAGCACCUGAAGUCUGGGCCAGCAUGAUGGAGUCACCAGGUUGCCCGGGAGAUUACAAUCCGCCUGAGAUUUUCGACUUUCCCGGCAAGUCUGGCUUCCAGCUUUACGGGAUGGUUUACAAGCCUCACAACCUGCAACCCGGCAGGAAGCAUCCAACUGUUCUGUUUGUGUAUGGAGGCCCACAGGUACAGUUGGUAAACAACUCCUUCAAGGGGAUGAAGUACCUCCGUCUGAACACGCUGGCCUCGCUGGGCUAUGCGGUGGUCGUCAUUGAUGGGAGGGGAUCUUGUCAGAGGGGCCUUGAAUUUGAAGGCGCACUUAAAAACAAAAUGGGUCAGGUGGAGAUUGAAGACCAGGUGGAGGGUCUUCAGUAUGUAGCGGAGAAGUUUAACUUUGUGGAUCUAAGCCGUGUGGCUAUCCAUGGGUGGUCCUACGGCGGCUUCCUCUCGCUCAUGGGGCUCAUCCAGCGUCCGAAUGUAUUUAAGUUGGCCAUUGCAGGUGCCCCGGUGACCGUAUGGAUGGCGUACGACACGGGCUACACGGAACGCUACAUGGAUGUGCCUGAGAACAACCAGCAGGGCUACGAGGAAGGCUCUGUGGCUUUGCACGUGGACAAGCUGCCCAGCGAGCCAAACCGUUUGCUGAUUCUACAUGGAUUUCUAGAUGAAAAUGUGCACUUUUUCCACACCAAUUUUUUGGUGUCACAGAUAAUCCGUGCUGGGAAGCCUUAUCAACUUCAGGUCUACCCCAACGAGCGACACAGUAUCCGCUGCCCCGAGUCCGGAGAACAUUAUGAAAUAAUGCUGCUGCACUUUCUACAACAAUACCUCUGAAACAAUACAAAAUGUCCUCCCUCCAUCUCAGCGCCUGACCUGACGCGAGGUGUCCGCCUCCUCGGUUCACACACUAAAAUCAAGUAUCCCCCUCAUCGGUCCAUUGCUCUUUCACUCUUUUCCUCACCUCUGUGUGCAGUGGGUGCUGUGCGUCACCAACACAAAUGUGGUGAACAAAGACAAGGACAUAUGGAAUAGUAUGUGCGGACUGUGUCACACUGAGUUCUAAUAUUCCCCCUCUUCUUCUUUCUCCUUAGCCUUGACAAUAUUACCCCCCCCCCCCCCAUUCUCCCUUCGAAAUCACGUGUGUCAGUAGUAGGAACGAGGUUACAGUUCAUGGAUAUGAAAAUGGAAAUCUACAUACAUCGUUGCACACAUUCUAAAUAAUAUAUGUGUUAAAAUACAGUUUAUUACAGAACAGAAACAGAACUCGCCAUGCAUAAUGUGAGCCUGUACGUUUUCGGUGUAUGUAACAAUGAAGAAAUGGAAGGAAGGCUUUUCCCGUGUCCACUUGUUUUAAGUGUGUUUAAAAUAAAAUAUUUUUAUGAAUUUUUAUUAUAAUUUUUAAUGAGAGAUGACAGAGGCCAGCCCAAUGCUCCUUUCUGUCCCGUUACAUCACAUUUGAAAUAUCUGCUUGCCUUCUAAACAUAAUUUAUAUUUGCCAAAAUACCUCUUGACUAUUGAUCAUACCGGUAUUUGCUUUUUAUUUUUUUUUUUUUUUUAGCUUUUUUUUUUUUUUUUUUACACUGCAAUACAGCCGACAGAAGGUCGAGCACUGGAGGCUUACAACAGCUUUGUACCACCAGAAUAAAAAUUUGUACUAGAUGAUGAAUAAAUGGAUGAAUCAAUUCUAUUCUUUUUUCUGUCCAUUUUGAAGUUGUGUUGGCACCCGACCUAAGAUCUGUUCAGAAAAUGCAGUGCUCAAUUUGUCAGCUUUGUCACAUGUUUGUUCUUUUCUGCCCUUCUCUAUUGUAGAGAUGGCAGUUGCCAUGGCAACAUGUUAAUAAUAGUGGUACUAAAUAAGACUGUGGGGACGUGAUUGCAGACAAUCUGCUCCCCUUUUAACAUGUCGCCUGCAUUUGUCUCUCCUUUCAGAAAGAACCAGAGUGAGUGUGACAGUUAUGUGCUUUUACAUUCAACCUGAAACUUUCCCGUUUCCUUGGCGAGAUCCAGUUACUACGCGGCGACGCGUGACGGGCUGGACGUGAACGUGCGGCGCCAAGUGCCCUGUAAGGUCAGCCAAGAGUGAGCUGCCUUUGGAUCAGCUGCUGCAGAGCUUGAUCCUCAAGCACGUUAACGGUACACCUGAUGAGGACGUGAAGGUGAUCAGGAAAAUUCAACUUGACACAGCUGAAAUGUUGAUUACUUCAAAGUUAAUUAGUUGCAGUGGUGAGAGUAACCAAGGACAAAUACUUGAAAAAAAAAAAAGUAUAUUUUCAAGUGUCUGUUUAAGUCAAACAUUUCGCAUAGCUCUAAAACAUCUACACACCAGGGCAGAGUCUGGGUCGAGUACUUUGGGUGGACUGAGCCCAUGACUGAAUAUUUAAAAGUACCCUUCUGAAAUUUGAUUGACCUUUUUAUUACUGUAUAGCUAUUUAUGUAUAUUUAAUACUUUAUAAAAGUCUGGUAUAUUGUCAGAGAAGCAUAGAGCUUUUCUAUUAUUGGGAAUACUAUAUACAUCUAUGUAAUUUUCAAGGAAGAUAUAAAUCACAACAGCAUAGGUUUAAACCCAUUUUAUUGGCUCCUCCUGAAGGCCAAAAAAGUCUCUUAAAAACACAUCGAACAUGAAAAUAUAAAUUACAGAUAUAUGAUAGUUUCUUUUGACACCAUUUAAAUAAGAAAAGCGAACAACAUGAAAAUAAAGACACAAGUAACAGUCCCAGAAGACAAACUCCUUGUCACACUAGUACAAUAACGUCGGUAAGGAAGUCAAUAUGACUUAAAAUUGUGCAAAUCUCCCUCUCAAAAGUAGUGAAGAAUAGACAUACGUGGGAAUGCUUUUCAAUGUCGUUUGGUGAAGUUCAGAGAAGGGAGCCGACAUUCGUCUCAACAGUUUUAAGCCUCGUCAGUGUACAGUGAUUUCAACUUUACAUCACAACUUCUAAACUUUAACCUCAUGCAAAUAUUGACAUUUUCUUCAUCCAGUCACAUCUUGGUCCACAACACAUAAAAAAAUAAUUAAAAAAUGCUCUAUUUUACUACCCGUUCAACUUGUUUGUGGCCGAAAGGCUGUCGUAUUUAAUUUCUUUUAGUGACAUCGGUUCUCGUCACUUUUACUUUCAUUCAUUUUGACUUCUCAACCCCUAAAAUGUCAUUUUGUUUACACAAAGCGCAGGUUGUAAUCACACAAACUCAAAAAAAUUAAAAUCAUGAGCCUAGUAGCAUAAUUGCCUUUUUCAUUUUUAACUUAGAAUUUGCUUUCUAAAAAAAAAUUUUUUUUCUUUGUCUGUGAAGAUUCUCACA